UUUCUCGUUUUCAGCUCGUGUCCGUCGGCGAAGAAUUACGCACGGGUUUUCGGAAAAGUGCCGGUCACUUUGUAAAAAAUGUUAGGAUCAAUAAAAGUACUUCUGUUAAUAGGCGUAAUUUAUUUAUGUAGGGCUGCCGAGGAAGAUGUGCUCGAACUUUCAGAUUCCGACUUUGCUUCUACUUUAGCCCAACAUGAUACCGCUCUAGUCAUGUUUUACGCACCGUGGUGCGGUCACUGCAAGAGACUAAAACCUGAGUACGCGCUAGCGGCCGGCAUCCUAAGGGACGAUGACCCCCCGGUUGCUCUGGCGAAGGUGGACUGCACAGAGGCUGGCAAGAGCACGUGCGAAAAGUUUUCAGUUUCUGGUUACCCGACUUUGAAGAUCUUCAGGAAAGGAGAGCUCUCCACUGAUUACAAUGGACCCAGAGAAUCCAAUGGCAUUGUCAAGUACAUGCGUGCACAAGUCGGCCCCAGCUCCAAGGAAUUAAAGACCGUCAAGGACUACGAAGCCUAUGUGAACAAGAAAGAAGAUGUAGUCGUCAUUGGGUACUUUGAGAAAGAGACUGACUUAAAGGGAGAAUUCCUCAAGACUGCAGACAAGAUGAGAGAAGAAGUAACCUUUGCGCACUCUUCAGACAAACGGGUGCUGGAGAAAGCUGGGUAUAAGGACAACGUAGUGCUGUACCGUCCCAAACGCUUGCAAAACACUUUCGAGGACUCCUUCGUCGUUUACAAUGGCGUCGGAUCUAUAAAGGCGUUUAUCAAAGAGAACUACCAUGGCUUGGUGGGUGUGCGGCAGAAGGAGAACGUACAGGACUUCACCAACCCUCUUGUGAUCGCUUACUACGACGUCGAUUACGUUAAGAAUCCCAAGGGUACCAACUACUGGAGAAACCGUGUACUUAAGGUUGCCAAGGCGUUGCCAGACGUGAACUUCGCGAUCAGCGACAAGGACGACUUCACCCACGAGCUGAAUGACUACGGCAUCGACUUCGCAAAGGGCGAGAAACCCGUGGUUGCUGGCAAGGAUGCCGAUGGCAACAAAUUCGUCAUGGACAAGGAGUUCAGCGUUGAUAACCUUUUGCAAUUCUCAAAAGACCUCAUGGAUGGCAAACUAGAGCCUUUCAUUAAAUCUGAGCCUGUGCCGGAGACGAAUGACGGACCAGUGAAGGUAGCAGUUGGAAAGAACUUCAAGGAACUUGUGACUGACAGCGGCCGUGAUGCCCUCAUCGAGUUCUAUGCGCCUUGGUGCGGACAUUGCCAGAAACUUGCCCCUAUUUGGGAAGAACUUGGCACAAAGCUGGCAAAUGAGGACAUAGACAUCAUCAAGAUUGACGCUACCGCCAACGACUGGCCCAAGUCCCUCUUCGACGUCUCCGGUUUCCCCACCAUCUUCUGGAAGCCUAAGGACGCCAGCCAGAAACCUACUAGAUAUAAUGGUGGCCGGGAGCUCGAUAACUUUAUCACUUAUGUCGCCCAGAACGCCGCUACAGAACUCAAGGGCUUCGACAGAAACGGCAAGCCCAAAAAGGAGGAGUUGUAAGCGUUGUGAAGAAUGAUCUAUGAGAUUGUGUGAUUGUGUGGAGGUACAAUCGUUCUAGAAACUUGUGGAACUCUCUAGAAUGUUCUUUGAGAAAUUUUUAGGUAACAAUGUCUGGUGGUGGUAUCAAGAUCUUUCGUUAUAUAGAAAAGGUUUGUAAUUUACAAAACCUGUAUCUCUGAAAUAAUAUGUAUCUUAAGUAGUUGUAAUAAAGUUCCACUGCCAAAACAUAUCCAUUGUUACCCAACAUUUAAAGUUUCAGAGAUUACUUUAUAAGUGAUUGGCUUAGGAAUAUCUACAAAACUAAGCAAAAAUGUCAGAUUUAGAUAUCCACAAGCUUUAUGUUUAGUUAAAAAUGUAAUGUCCUACGAGCCAUAUCUUUGCUUCCAUAUUUUCAGAUUGUUUUUUCUGUUCUACAUUCCACGAUGGCUGUAAAAUUGCAUUUUUACUACAAUUAUUCUCUGUUCUAUUGUACCCUCCUUGUAUUUCUCUAUCUGUACUUUAUAUGACUCAUGGAAACUGCGUAUGGAAUAAAAUAUGUGACAGCUUUUUGUUAUACAUGCUGGGUUUCCAUGGUUCAGGUGUUUAUUUUUUAGAAUAUAUCUAAAUACAGUAAUUGAAUGCGUUUCUAUAUAACUGUCAGUCGGGUGAAU
Messenger RNA from Hyposmocoma kahamanoa, 2195 nucleotides. It is a transcript of the gene ERp57, whose product is annotated as protein disulfide-isomerase A3. The transcript has 9 exons. Bases 79 to 1545 code for a protein of 488 amino acids. Gene Ontology annotation, molecular function: protein disulfide isomerase activity. Gene Ontology annotation, biological process: response to endoplasmic reticulum stress; protein folding. The record is from RefSeq and is a predicted model, not a curated record. Gene Ontology annotation, cellular component: endoplasmic reticulum. Lineage: Eukaryota; Metazoa; Arthropoda; Insecta; Lepidoptera; Cosmopterigidae.